Messenger RNA from Aspergillus wentii DTO 134E9, 1690 nucleotides. RefSeq names its product zinc finger MYND domain-containing protein. Bases 218 to 1396 code for a protein of 392 amino acids. NCBI's taxonomy places the organism in Eukaryota, Fungi, Ascomycota, Eurotiomycetes, Eurotiales, Aspergillaceae. The transcript has 2 exons. The record is from RefSeq and is a predicted model, not a curated record.
CUGGUAUAGACUGUGGCCAUAUAUAUCAGGUGUCGAUCGGAUCACCGUCAGGCACGUUGAUAGCGCGCCCCUCUUCUGCCCAGAGCUAAAUCAUCCUUCUCUCUCCAAUCUCAGAUCGCACCCAAGCGCCCUGAAUCUGGGCGUUUUUAGUGACAGCCCACCAUAAGUGACGCAAAAGCUCUUACAUCUAUCGCCCAAGAGCUACAAAACCCCCAAAAUGGCCGACCAGGUUGAUAUCGACCCCGAAGACUCAUGUGUCAUUUGCAAUAAACAGCCAGCACGAAGAUGCUCACAGUGCAAAAGCACAUACUACUGCUCCUCCGACUGCCAGAAAAAGGAUUUCUCGUCCCACAAGCUCCUCUGCAAACAGUUCGCGGACCAGGCUGAACGACCCUCUCCAAAGCACAAGCGCGCUAUAUUUUUCCCGGCGGACAGGGCAAAACCACAAAUGAUAUGGGUGCCCACUGCCGCCAUGGGCGGGGAGGAUGAGUACGACCUUCCCUGGACAAUGGUAGAGCCGAAUCCUUACCUUGGACCCGGCAACCCCAUUCCCGGAAACAUGCGCUCUGAAUACAACGCGGUCCGCGAUCGAACCCUCGGCUCUGGAUUUACACAGUGGGCCGAGCAGAACAAGGGCCAUUGCGUCACUUUGAUCUGCCGGGACAACUAUCUGUCAGACGGCUCAAACCUGAACAUGAGUAUCUAUGGUUCUAUAGGAGGAGGUAAACCGACACCCCAUGUCUACCGUGGGCCUAUGAUUGGAAUGCGACAGCUUCCCGGUGAAUCAUAUGGCGACAUCACGCUCGCCGACUUUCGACAUCUCAUCGACUUUUUCACGAGCUAUGGUUCCCCAAAUCCCCCCAAAAACAUACCAAAUGAUACCCCCGCCCCCAACGCAGUCCGUGGCGUGAAAAUCUGCUGCGACGGACACAUGAACCGCACUCGCUCAAAAAACUUUGUCUCUGUCAAAAUCCCCGGACCCAUCAAGGAGAAACUAGGCAGCGGAGCCAUCUCACCCAUCUCGACCCUCCUGGGCAUGCCUGUCGAGGUGUGGAAAAUCCCAGACGAGUCAUACCAGCGCGACCCCGACCCGACCGCCGAUAGUAAUCCCUAUGCUGCGUUCCUAAUGCUGGACGCUGAUCCUGCGAGCCAGGGAUGGGGCUGGGCGCCUCCAUACUGGAACCGAGAAAUCGGCAACGUCUUGGUCUGUCGGAAGGACGGAAAGGAUCUCACUGCAAAGGAUGUGUCGAUGAUGUGUUACUUUUCCAGACAUACCUUGCAGGACAUGUUUGAAAAUACACUGGAGUUGGGGCCGAAUUCACCUCGAAAGCUCAAGGUUCGGGAUUUUAUUACCUGGGAGAACAUGUAUAACGAGUAUAAAAGUCUUCGUUAUUGAUGAACAUGACUCAUGAUGUUAUUGGAAGGUCAGAGUAGGACUGUUCUUCUGAUAGGAUGGAGAGUCCAUUGGUAGCCAUAUCCCUUUUCCUCAAUGAUGCUCUUAGACAUUUACGACCGGCUUCUCACCGGACAAAAGUUUGCAUAUCUGCAUUUUAAUAGCUAGAUCAAAGGGCAUAUUCUUUAUUCUUUUUUUCUUUGAGUGUAUCGUAUCCAUUGAGCUUAAUUGCAUACAGAGUUUCGGCAUACUCGGAAUUCCGAUACAAUCGACAUCAAGAUUGCAGGGUAGAUCUGG